AUGACUUCUAAACGACGGGGGCAGUGUAGCAAAAGUGUUCGUUUGCAAGACGAACCAGAUGUUUCACAACAAAGGUUGAAAACCAGUGAAGGUUUCACUACUAAAACAUCAAUAGGCAGAAGAGUUUAUAGUAGAAAUCUACAUCAAAAAACUUUGGACAUGGUCACACCUUCGCACCACAACCAUGAAAGUGUGCCACCAUUGGAGAAUGAGAGCUUGAGUGUUGACGUCGAACAACAAGAAGAUGAAGGUAUUGCAUCUAGUGCUGAAAUUGUUGAAAAGCAAAGUAGAGGCCCUACGUAUAUGAAAAAUAUUUGGGGUCGCCCUCUAAACUUGCCCCCCAUUCAUGUUGAAUAUAAUGAGUUCGGUCAAGCUAUAGGUGGUGAGGAUAGCACGCUCUGCCAUUUCCUAGGUUCGAUAGCAAGAAGCGGUAAUUAUUGUCCUAUAGAUAUUAAAAGUUGGCAUGCCAUUCCAAAGGAGAGAAAAACUGAGAUGAUUGACAUUGUAAAGUUACGAUUCCAUGUCCCUAUCAUUGCUGAGAAAUGGAUUCUGGAAUCCAUCGGAGUUAAAUGGAGAAACUGGAAGCAUUACUUGAAAACGAGAUACUGGGCUGACGUACCUAUCGAGCAUUUAAUAGAUGAUAGGGACGAAAGAGUUUUGGAAGUUCAAUGGAUCAAUCUCCUUGCCUAUUGGAGAACGGAACAUGCAAAGAAUGCAAGCAAAAGAAACAAAAAAGCGCGAGAGAAAAAGUUAAUGAAUCAAAGAACAGGAAAGAAGUCGUUUGCUCAAGUUAAAGCAAAAAUGUCAGCAAUGGAAGAUUGUAAUGAUCAAUCUCUUGAAGGUUCGGACGAUGCAAUUGGUCCAGAUGAUAUCUUUGCCCAAAUUAUGGGGAAGGAUAGACCCGGCCAUGUUAGGAUGAUGGGUAAGGGAGUGCGUCCUUCAGAUUUAUGGAACGAAACUUCUAAAAGCACAUCAAACCGUUUGCUAGUGGAGUAUCGAGAAAAGAUUGAACGGCUAGAGGCAAGGCUUGCAACACAAGAAAGAGUUUGUGGUUCACAAGCAGACACUAGGCCAAAUGUGAUAGUCUCUAAGCCUUCCUCAGUAAAUGCUACAACAGUUCAUAUUGAUCAGGUUGGUACAUACGUGUCUCUGAGAAGCAUUUUCACAAGAAAAAUUGUUGCCAAAGGAUGUAUUCAUAGCAUAGAUCCAAGUACAAAAGUUGGCGACCAAAUGUUGGGAUUGAAUUGGUGUGAAAUAAAUGUUAAAGUUGUGGUUGAACCUAAGGAGCAAUUGAUCAGACCCUACGACAACUUGCAAGAGCUUUCCCAGACAGUUGGUCAUAUGAUUGCUUGGCCAUGUUUUUUGGUGGUGUCGCAGAGAACGUUUGCCCUUUCGACAGAUUUAAGAGGCUAACAUAUCUGAAGAAACAAGCAAUGCACUUCUGGAUAGAUAGGAUUUUACUAAUUCUAGUAUCUUUUGUGUAUUUUACGUAGAUUAUGAACAACACUUUUAAUAUUGUUUAGUAUGUAGAUUGAAAAUGCAUUACAUUUUGGCAUUAGAUACUUUGACCUUAUGUUAUUUAAAUAUGGCGUUUUAUUGGAAUUUGUUGUUUAUGAAA
Messenger RNA from Salvia splendens (bonfire salvia), 1618 nucleotides. RefSeq lists its product as uncharacterized. The transcript is spliced from 8 exons. The record is from RefSeq and is a predicted model, not a curated record. NCBI's taxonomy places the organism in Eukaryota, Viridiplantae, Streptophyta, Magnoliopsida, Lamiales, Lamiaceae. The coding region runs from base 1 to 1413 and encodes 470 amino acids.